Fibroporia radiculosa is the source of this 1671-nucleotide messenger RNA. RefSeq lists its product as uncharacterized. NCBI's taxonomy places the organism in Eukaryota, Fungi, Basidiomycota, Agaricomycetes, Polyporales, Fibroporiaceae. Gene Ontology annotation, molecular function: monooxygenase activity; oxidoreductase activity, acting on paired donors, with incorporation or reduction of molecular oxygen; heme binding. The coding region runs from base 1 to 1671 and encodes 556 amino acids. The transcript has 14 exons. The record is from RefSeq and is a predicted model, not a curated record.
AUGUCUUGCGACCCCAUGUCAUUGGGUCUGUUCAUUGCACUGGGACUAUGGGGCUUCUGGAGAUAUCUGUCCCGACAAAAGAUAGAUCAUGCCCUGAAUAAGAUACCGGGUCCUCCACCUCAAUCCUUUCUAUUUGGGAACCUUCUGCAGUUUUUCCAUCCACGUGGAUCUGGAUUUCACAGGCGUGUUGCACUGGAUUAUGGUCUUGUAUCGAAGAUGUAUGGCAUGUUCAAACGCCCUAUUUUAUACGUGUCAGAUCCUAGAGCGCUGCAUACCAUCGUUGCGAAAGAGGAACAUAUUUUUGAGAAGGCAGACUGGUUCUUGACUCUGAAUACUUUACUGUUCGGGCCUGGCUUGCUGUCCGUGUCAGGCAACCAACAUCGCAAGCAGCGGAGGAUGCUCAACCCGGUGUUUUCGGUAAAUCAUCUCCGCAGAAUGAUGCCUAUAUUCUAUCAGGUUGGACACGAGCUUCGAGAUGCGCUUGCAGGGCGCGUAUAUCAGGACCCAACAGAGCUGGACGUUCUAGAUUGGUGCGGUCGGGCAGCCGUCGAGAUUAUCGGUAGGGCCGGCCUUGGACAUUCCUUCAGAUCCCUCACAGACGACACGGACAGCGCGUACGAACACGCGAUGAAGUCAUUGAUACCCAACAUACAAAAACUUUACGUCUGGCGUCGAUUGCUACCAUUUCUGGUCAAAACGCUUCCAAGUUGGCUCCGCGCGCGGCUCGUCAAUCUUGUCCCCUCUAGGAGCGCGGCAAACCUGAAAUCCAUUGCGAUUUUAAUGGCGGAUAAGUCUCUGGAAAUAUAUAACCAGAAAAAACGCGCCCUCGAUAAAGGAGACCAGGCAGUGGUACAUCAGAUGGAGGAGAAUGACGUUAUGAGUGUCUUAAUGAAAGCUAAUGCAGCGGCGCCAGAUAAAGAGAGGCUAACUGAUGAGGAGUUGCUCGGCCAGAUGUCGACGCUCAUCUUCGCUGCCAUGGACACAACAUCCAACAUAAUGGCCCAUAUUCUACAACUACUCGCUGAACGCCCCGAUAUUCAGGCAAACCUUCGUGACGAGAUUGUCAGUGCACAGGCUGGGGACUCAAUACCUUACGAUGAGUUAAAUACGUUGCCAUUGUUGGAUGGUGUAUGUAAGGAGACUCUGCGACUAUAUCCUCCAGUCGCUAUGGUGACUCGUGUGGCUCGUGAAGAUACCGUGCUGCCGUUGUCAGCACCAAUAAUCGGCACGAAUGGGAGCGAGAUGUAUGAGAUUCCGAUACCAAAGGGCACGGAUGUCAUAAUCGGCUGUUUGGGUUCCAAUAUACAACACGAUUUCUGGGGGCAGGAUUCCCUUGAAUGGAAACCUGAACGUUGGCUUUCCCCAUUACCUGAAACUGUCACGGAUGCCUCCAUCCCAGGCGUGUACUCCAACUUGAUGACCUUCAUUGGAGGGAAGCGAGGGUGCAUUGGAUUCAAAUUUGCUGAAUUAGAAAUCAAGAUGGUCCUCGCUAUCUUGCUGACAACUUUUACCUUCGAGCCUACCCACCAGCCCAUUGAAUGGAACGUAGCUAGCAUAUGGUUCCCAACCGUCGGAAAUGAGAGAAGCAGUCCGCGGUUACCAUUGAAAGUAGGAUUGGUCGAACGGUCUGAAUCUCAGAUAUUGGGCAGAAGGCGCACUUUGAAUCUGUAG